This is a messenger RNA of Drosophila yakuba, 462 nucleotides long. RefSeq names its product protein new-glue 1. The coding region runs from base 24 to 362 and encodes 112 amino acids. The record is from RefSeq and is a predicted model, not a curated record. The transcript has a single exon. NCBI's taxonomy places the organism in Eukaryota, Metazoa, Arthropoda, Insecta, Diptera, Drosophilidae.
UAAGCACCUUAGAUACACUCAGCAUGCGUUUCUCGAUCGUAUUUGUUCUUUCCGUCCUAGGAUGCCUCCUGCUUAUCCAGGAGGGCAGCAGUACCACAACCACAACUACAACUACAGAUGCGACCACAACCACAACUACCACGGCUUCAUCCGACACCACCACCACCACCACUGACGCUACCACCACCACCACGACCACUGCCUCCUCCUCGUCCUCUUCCUCUGCGGAGGCCAGGAGGCGCAGGCGUGCCCGUCGCCGCCGUCUGGCCCGUCAGCGCCAGCGCAGGGAGCGCAGGAGGCAGCGCAGAACUCAAAGGUUGCGCCAGCAACUGAAGAAUAGGCGCCGGCAGUUGCGCGGAUAAAAAAAUGUUAAAAUUUUUUGAAAGGUGGUUCGUUGCUAAUAAGCUGUUCAAAAUCGCUAAAAUCGAUGUAAAUUAAAACGUACAAAAUGUUUUCUUUAAA